AAAAAAAGAAAAGCACAAUAGGAAAAACAACAAAGGACCAAAAAAAGACACUUUUAGAGCACAAGCAAAACGCGUGGGUUGUCAAAAAAAGCAACUUCUAAAUUCUAAUUCCUGCGAUCUAAUCUGAAAACUGAUCUAGUAGUUGAUAAAAGAGGGAAAAGAAUCUGAGUCUAUCUGCGUGCAAAGGGUAAAGAAUCUGAGGCUAUCUGUGUGCAAGUUUCUAGAGAGAGAGAGAGAGAGAGAUGGGGGGAUGAGAGUAAAGAAGAAAGGAGAGAGAGAGGGACAUGGCAGAAGGAAGAUUAAGGAGGGGGUGUUCGUACAAGAAAACCACUUGGGUUGUUUGCUCUAUUAACAUUGUAAUCGCACUCUAUGUUCUUCGUUCUCUAUAUUCUUCUCUGUACAUCUACUCCGGUAACGUCUCUAGAAACAUUGUUAAAUAUACCCCGGACCAGAUGAGUAAAAUGGAGGAAUCGAUUCGGAUUCGGAGAGCAUCCGAACCCUUGGAGCUUGUUAAAUUGGUGAAGGUAAUUAAGGAGGAGAUUUCUAGAGGAGAAGAAGUGGUUCAAUUGCCAGGUCCUUUGAAGCAGAAGAUCACAGAUGAGAUUUUGGUGAGGUUGAAAAGCUUGAAUGGGAGUGCCAACAUUACUCAACAGCAAGAAGCAGUUGAAAGUUGGCGGAGGGAAAAACUAGAAGAAGCUAAGCAGUUAACCCUUAACAAAGGGACUUUGAAUCCAACUAUCCAAUAUGAGGAAGCAGGGAUGAUGGUAAGAGCCUUGGAGUCUGAUUGGGCAGUGCUAUCUGAAGGAAUUGGCCUUUGGAUACCUGGUGAAGUUAUUAAUAAGGAGCAUGAUGAUAAACCUGAGGGUGUAGAAGAUUUAGAGGAUCAAAUUUUACCUGGCAGGCCAAUACCAACGGAAUGCCAUGCUCAACUUCAUACGGAUUAUGAUGGUGCAGCCGUUAGAUGGGGCCUUACCCACCAUAAAGAAAGUGCAGCUGACUGCUGUCAAGCUUGCUUGGAUCAUGCUAAACGUGCCAAGCCAGGUGAAAAGAAAUGUAACAUUUGGGUUUAUUGCCCGUCUGAGGAUGGUUGUCAUUCUCCAGACAUCUAUCAACACAAACAUCAAGAGUGCUGGCUCAAAUCUGCGGAAAAGCCCAGACUGAAUUUUAAGGACAAGUAUCCUGACUCAUAUAGAAAUUCACACCCAACUGCACCCUUUGUUGUACCAUGGGUUUCUGGUGUCAUCACUGCCUGAUCGGAUUGACCAACAUUAUUUGGCUGACAUGGUAUGAAAUGCGAGCUGCAGCUUAACUUUGUUGUGUUACUAUAACAUGCACACAAGAAGCUAUCCGCUCCUUAUAUGUUGUAUUUGCGGAACAAAAGAGGAAAUAGGGAGAAGAGAUGAGGGCAGUGUGAGUGGGGAUGGUACAGUCUCAUUUUUGUUUCAUCAGUCAAUUCUUGUAACACUUGAGUGCGUUCGUCUUCUGGUGCUAAAGGCAAGGUGACAUCAGUUAGACGGUGAAAAACGCUUCUUUGUGGAUUCCAUUGAUCUGCAAAAUGAUUCAUUGUAGUUGGAAUGUGAAGUAAUCUAUGGAAAUAAUUUACCAUCAUGGGCAUGUGAAUACCUUGUCACUGUUUAAUGCUGUUUCUCUGUGUGACUGACAAGAGUAACCACUUGCUACAUAGGUAAGCCACUGUAGUAUACAAAUAUCAGAUGAGGUCUGUGGGCUGCAAUUUAAGUGUGUUUGGUUGGCUUUU
Messenger RNA from Quercus robur (English oak), 1756 nucleotides. RefSeq lists its product as uncharacterized. NCBI's taxonomy places the organism in Eukaryota, Viridiplantae, Streptophyta, Magnoliopsida, Fagales, Fagaceae. The record is from RefSeq and is a predicted model, not a curated record. The coding region runs from base 285 to 1253 and encodes 322 amino acids. The transcript is spliced from 7 exons.